AUGUCUGAAGCACAAACUCGGCCUGCGCGAGGCAGGAGCUCUGCCCGCGGCGGCAGGGCAUCAUACGGCUCCCGGGGCCCCAGAAAGACCAACGGCGACAGCGCGUCCUCCAACAUUGACACAUCGGCAGACCAGGGCGAACUGGGCGAACUUAAGAAGCGCUACCAGUCACAGCUAUCCACACUGAAGGAGCUAUUCCCCGACUGGACCGACGCCGAUCUCGUCCUCGCAAUCGAAGAAUCUGACGGAGACCUGCAGACCACCAUCGAGAAGAUCAGUGAGGGCGCCGUCUCACAAUUCUCAGAAGUCCCAAAGAAAGCAAAGGACAGGUCCCGCUCCAAGGCCAAGGAGAACGUCCCCCUCGAUGGCGCGUCCAGCCUGCGUGGCCGGCCCGACGGAGCCCGUCGUGGAGUCGACAGCGGUCGCGGCGGCCGUGGCGGACGAGGCACUGAUCGUGGUCGCGGUGGAAUUCGUGGCGGUCGUGGAGGCGCCGCCGGUGGACCUCGUACGGCUGCUGGAUCAGUCCCGACUACCGAGUCCGCUGCAUGGGACACGCCCACAGUGCCAGAAGAGUCCAAGGAGACCAAACAGGACGACGAGACCGUACACGCGCCUGAAGCGACCCCCGAAGCCAUAAAGCCUGUCGUAGAGGCUACUAUGACAGCCGCGAAGAAGACUUGGGCGAGCAUGUUUGCUGCACCCAAGCCCGUCCCCGCAGUCCCCAAGGCAGCUCCAAAGCCCGCCGCCGCUGCUGCCCCCGAAGUGCCCUCACAAGUACCCGACGAGACGCCCGCGCACCAAGUUGCCCAAGAGACCGCCGUGCAAGCAGAAGAACUGCCUAUACCCCCAGUUGCAGAUGAGGCUGUCCAGACACCGCCCAUCACCGCCGAAGAUACGUCCAAGAUGACGCCGGACAAGAGUGUGGAUGGUGCCCCUGACGUCACACUCACACCCUCCGGAGAUCAACUUACACAAGAGAAUGUUGAGCACCUGCCUGAUACGUCCAUCCCACCCAAGACGGAGACGGCUUUCAGCACUGUCGCAAGCUCGAAGGAUGUUGGAAGUGCUGUAGCGACCCCCUUGAACGGUCCUACACAGGCACCCAUCGGUCGCCCCGCCAUUGGAGGAUUCCAAACGACCGCACUAAAGGCGACUUCUGGAACCCCGAACCGAAGCGCAAGCUACCAGAGAAGGUUGAUGGAGCAACAGGAGGCCGUGGUCAUGCCCGGAGACCGCGCCGUGGACAGGGCAGCAGUCCAAUUCGGUAGCAUGGGAUUGGGCGACGGCUCGGAUCCAGAUGUCGACGAAGACAGGGAAGAGGCGGAGACGAGAACUCAGCCGCCCCAACACUCUCCCGUCGCGCAGCCCAGGGCUUCCCUACCUCCCGCUCCCCGCCAAGCAUCUCAAGAUGCUCCCCAACAGGAGGUCGCUCCUACACCAAAGCAGGCCCCUGGACUGCCCCCCGUGCCCCAACAUCAGCCCGGCCUACAGCAGUCUCCCUCGAAUCCGCUUGCAUCCCAGGCUAUGCAGAACCAAGGAUCCCAGUCCAACCAGCCAUACAAUCAGUUUGCUAGGUAUGGUCAAUCAGAGGCCUCCGCCCCACCGCAGAAGCCAUACGAUCCAUUCGGCCAGCAGAUCCCGCAGUCGAACCACUCGCAAUCGCAAAACUACGACUACCCCGGCCAACAAAGCCAGGCCCCGUCCCAGCCUGGUGCCUUCUCGUCUGCCCCAGACGGUUACCCCUCCAACUACCUCACUGCCGAACAACGCGCGCAAUACCAGAACUACUAUGGAAGCUACGGUCAGCCUAUCGCACAAAGCCAGCAGGAAGCUGGUUCUGCUCAGCAGCGCACUGGCAGUGCCUUUGGCUCUGGACCUACUGACUCUGCUUAUUCGCAGAGCCAAAUCCCACAGGUAAGUGCACUCUCUCAAGAUCUGAAGAAGCUCGCCAAACUCAAAACCGAUGAUCUUGCCGACCAAUCUGAACCAUCUCAUGUGAAUGAGAAACUCUGGGCAGAGAUGGCACAUGACACGGGCAGAGUAAGGACAGCAGCUAAAAUAGAACUCUAUAUCUUCUCCCAUCAUAUACUAACAGAACCCCGUUACGGCGAUGCUCAGAACAGCGGACACAACACUCCCAACCCCGCUGCCAUGGCUGGCCAGCAAGGACACGCUGCUCAAGGCCAGCACGCGCACAACGCGCACAACGCAGGCUACCCAUACAGUCACCCGUACUAUGGCAGCCCCUACUACACUAACUACGUAAACCAAUUCGGUGGUUAUGGUCAGGGAGGAGCCGGAUAUGGCUCGUUCGGAAAGGGUGGCAUGUACAACCAGCCUCACCACUACGGCAUGUCUCCUCAGGCUUCAUUUGACCAGCACUCGUCGUCCCCCGCCAAUGCAGGCGGCUUCGGCGCUUCCUCUUUGCAUGAUCGCGGCAGCGGUAUGGGCGCAGGCUUCGGCGACUAUGGUCGCUCAGCCUCUGGAGCUUCUCAGAACCCCAGCGCCACUGCCGGCGCUGCUGCAUUUGGCGCCAUCCCCGAUACCAUUACCCGACCAGGGAAUUUCCACCAGAGCUCCUACGGACAGCAGGGUAGCCAAGGGUUCAACGAUGACGCCCUGAAGCCCUCCAGCGACUACAAGAGCGGUGGACCCAGCCCAGCGGCUCUUGGUGCUCAGCCUGGUCGCCCCGGUUCUGCCAACCAGAGCACUCCCGGACAGAGCGGUCCCCAACACUCCCAGCAAGGCUACGGCAACUACCCAAGCCACCUCGGCAACAGCCAAUACGGCGGUCUCGGUGGUCUAGGUCACCAGAACUCCGGCAACCACCAGCAGCAGAGUGGCUACGGCAACUAUGGCGGCUUUGGCGGAGGAUAUGGCGGCGGCAGCUACAACCGCGGAGGUUGGGGCGGAAACUAUGGCCAGCACUAG
Molecule: messenger RNA, 2931 nt
Organism: Alternaria rosae
Lineage: Eukaryota; Fungi; Ascomycota; Dothideomycetes; Pleosporales; Pleosporaceae
Exons: 3
Coding region: 1-2931 (976 amino acids)
Cellular component (GO): nucleus; cytoplasm
Molecular function (GO): ubiquitin binding
Source: RefSeq, a predicted model, not a curated record